AUGCGUUCCCUCAUCAUCGCCCCCCUCGCCCUCUUCGCCCUGGUGGCGGGGGCGUCCGCGAUCCCCACGACCUCCGACUCCGACAUCGCCUUCUACCCAGGCUACGACAACGACUGGGACCUCAGCGGCGCCUGGAACGCCGACGAGGCCGAGUCCGAGCCCACGUCCACGUCCACCCACACCCUAGAAGCCCGCGGCAAGGGCCCCGCCAGCCACUGCACCCUGCAGAAGGAGUUCAUCGGCCGACAGAAGAACCUCAAGCGGAACAUCAAGUACCUCCGCGAGGUGCGCAACUCGCCUGCGCGCCCGAGGCUCGAGGCCGGGAAGUGCGCGAUGGUCGCGUGCUCGGGCGAGGGGUAUGAUUCCACUGUUGUGGAGUGGUGUAAUGAUAGCAAGAAGGCAAAGACGCUGCCUGGCUGGCAUAACAUUGCCGACGGCGCCCAGGUCAUCCUGGAUCAGUGCCAGAGUCCCAAAGACAAGGUUUCGGGGUACUUGGGUCACAACGAUGGGUGGCGCGUUCUCACUUAUGCUAAGCCUUGCUAUCUUAUUCCUGGGCCGCAGAACUGA
Messenger RNA from Aspergillus mulundensis, 567 nucleotides. RefSeq lists its product as uncharacterized. Bases 1 to 567 code for a protein of 188 amino acids. The record is from RefSeq and is a predicted model, not a curated record. Lineage: Eukaryota; Fungi; Ascomycota; Eurotiomycetes; Eurotiales; Aspergillaceae. The transcript has 3 exons.